Molecule: messenger RNA, 615 nt
Organism: Colletotrichum truncatum
Lineage: Eukaryota; Fungi; Ascomycota; Sordariomycetes; Glomerellales; Glomerellaceae
Product: ran binding protein in the microtubule-organising centre
Biological process (GO): proteasome-mediated ubiquitin-dependent protein catabolic process
Cellular component (GO): cytoplasm; nucleus
Molecular function (GO): protein binding
Source: RefSeq, a predicted model, not a curated record
AUGGAAGGGUAUCCGAAUGCUGCAGCCAAGUUCAGCAAGGAAGCCAAUCUGCAACCUCACCAGAUUGACGAGACGAUCAAAGUCCGUCAGCAGAUACAAAAGUCCAUUCACACCGGCAGUAUCCAGUCUGCUAUCGAGGCUUUGAAUGACUUUGAUUCAGAGAUUCUGGACCGGGAUCCUACCCUUCACUUCGCACUGCUUCGCCUUCAGCUUGUCGAGCUGAUUCGGGCAUGUACGUCAACGCCUGGCGGAGACAUCACCCCUGCUUUGUCGUUUGCGACGAAUCAUCUAGGUCCACGGGCACCUACAGACCCUCGCUUUCUUAAAGAUCUUGAGGAGACGAUGGCUCUGUUGAUCUUCCCACACAAUGACCUUGAACCCCAGUUGGCUGCUAUCUUGCAUCCAGACUUGAGACGAGAUGUGGCAGAUGAUGUCAACAAGGCUAUCUUGCAGCGUCAGUCGGAGCGUCGGGAAGCCGCGAUCCGACAGUUGGUUAAGAUGCGCGCAUGGGCUGAGACAGCUGCCCGAGCGGACAAGAAGGCCCUGCCUGACAGGAUAAGCCUUGGCUUGAAUGGGGAUGAAAGUGAUGGGCAUGACCCAAUGCUGUUAUCUUGA